AUGACAGGAAUUAAUCCAUCCAUUGAUCGCGUAUCUGAGAACAAAUCCGUAAAUACAGAUGCCGUUGGUGCGCCAACUGUUGCUGACAAAUAUGAGAACACGCGUCAUUUAAAGUAUGGUCAAACAGAAAAUCAAAAAAAUGCGAACGUCCCAGAGUCUAAAGGACAUGAAAAGAAGGAAGAAAGUCUUUUGAAUCCUGAACCAAAUCGUAGUUAUGCUUCGUGUUCAGAUUCUGCACCAACGUUGCAUCAUUCAUUUCAUGAAACGUUUUUAAGUGGAGCCACCGGUGUCACUGGUGAUGAUAUGAUCGCACAUGAAGAAAAGAAAGAAAAAGAGCGAAAAAAGAGAGAACAAGAAAAGAAAAAGACUAUGUGA
Molecule: messenger RNA, 375 nt
Organism: Dentiscutata erythropus
Lineage: Eukaryota; Fungi; Glomeromycota; Glomeromycetes; Diversisporales; Gigasporaceae
Source: the annotation of a GenBank genome assembly